Passer domesticus (house sparrow) is the source of this 7767-nucleotide messenger RNA. It is a transcript of the gene SNAPC4, whose product is annotated as small nuclear RNA activating complex polypeptide 4. Lineage: Eukaryota; Metazoa; Chordata; Aves; Passeriformes; Passeridae. Bases 555 to 5198 code for a protein of 1547 amino acids. The record is from RefSeq and is a predicted model, not a curated record. Gene Ontology annotation, biological process: snRNA transcription by RNA polymerase II; snRNA transcription by RNA polymerase III. Gene Ontology annotation, cellular component: snRNA-activating protein complex. The transcript has 23 exons. Gene Ontology annotation, molecular function: RNA polymerase II cis-regulatory region sequence-specific DNA binding; RNA polymerase III type 3 promoter sequence-specific DNA binding.
CGGCGGUCCCGGUGCCAUUGACGUCUGUGUCCCGGUGUCCCGGUGCCACUGCAGGCCAUGUCCUGGUGUCAUUGAAGUCUGUAUCCCACUGUCCCAGUGCCAUUGAAAGCCAUGCCCCAAUGUCCCGGUGCCAUUAAAGGCCGUGUCCCCAUGUCCUGGUGCCACUGAACCCUGUGUCCCGGUGUCCCCGUGUCACUGCAGGCCCUGUCCCCGUGUCCCGGUGCCACUGUAGGCCGUGUCGCGGUGUCCCGGUACCACUGCAGGCCGUGUCCCGGUGUCAGCGCAGGCCGUGUCGUUGUGUCCCCGUGUCACUGCAGGCCGUGUCCCGGUGUCCCCGUGUCACUGCAGGCCGUGUCCCGGUCCCGCUCCGGGCCCAGCCCGGGCCGCUCUCUGCGGCUCCCGGGGCCGCCCCCGGCCGUUCGUGUGCGCCGAGCCCCGUGCGGAUUGGCUGAGCCAUGUCACGUGCUUCAUCACAUGACCCGCGCUCGCGGCGGUGAUUGGCGGAGCGGGAGGGCGGGGCGGGCCCAGCGCAGCCCGGCCGCGGCGGUGCCGCCAUGUCCCGCGGGCCGGGCCCGGCCGGGCCGCUCCGCUCCCCUCAGGGCCUGGACCUCGAUGCGGAGCGGGAGAGGAUCCGCCGCCAGAUCGAGCAGCUGGAGCGCAGCCUGCAGCCCGGCGGCACCGACAUCCCGCUGGCCCUGUCCGACUCCAGCCUCAGCUCCGAUGGUGAUGAUGAAGAUGAUGAUGAUGAAGAUUCUUAUGCUGAAAUGGAAGUGGAAGUGGAUGGAGAAGAAGACAGCAGUGAUGAUGAUGAUGAUGAUAUUGAAAGCCUGCCCCAGGAUCCAGAAACCUGCCUGCAGAUGAACCAUGUGUACCAGGACGUUAUCAAGGAGAAGAUUGAGGAGGUGGAGCUGCUCAUUGCACAAAACAGAGCACAGCAGAAAGAAAUCAUGGGUGAGCUGGAUGGUUCAAAAACAGCCAGGGCAGGAGAUGGCAGAAAUCUACCAGCAAAUGUGUUUUUGGGUCAUUUUCUGAAGCCAUACUUUAAGGAUAAAGUAACAGGAAUGGGCCCUCCUUCCAACGAAGAUGCCAAGGAAAAAGCAGCUCAGGGCAUAAAAUCCUUUGAACAGCUGCACUCAGCCAAGUGGAAAGCUGCAGAGAAGACCCUGCUGCGGAAAUCCGUGGUGAGCGACCGCCUGCAGCGCCUGCUCCAGCCCAAGCUGCUCAAGUUGAGUUAUUGGAAUCAGAAACUGGAGAAAAUCAAGACUGAAACAGAAAAAGAUCCCUUGGAAAAGCAAAUAAAAGACUUGGAACAAGAAAUAGAGGCAAUUAACCAACUCCCAGAGAGUGACUUAAUUGGAAACAGAUUCGAUGAGCACGACUGGGACAAAAUUUCAAACAUCCAUUUUGAUGGACAACGUAGCUCAGAAGAACUGAGGUGGUUUUGGCAAAACUGGGAGCAUCCAAGCAUCAACAAAAAGGAGUGGACUGAGGAGGAGCUGGAUAGGCUGAAGCAGAUAGCUGCUGAACACAACUGCCUGGACUGGCAGACCAUUGCCCAGGAGCUGGGGACAAACAGGACACCUUUCCAGUGCUUGCAGAAGUACCAACUCUCUAACAAAGAUUUAAAAAGGAAAGAAUGGACCAAGGAUGAGGAUCAGAUGCUUUUAGAGCUUGUUCAAGAGAUGAGAGUGGGAAGCCAUAUCCCAUACAAGAAAAUUGCCUAUUACAUGGAAGGAAGAGAUUCUGCUCAGCUGAUUUACCGCUGGACAAAGAGUGUGGACCCCAGCUUGAAGAAAGGACCCUGGACACCAGAGGAAGAUGCUAUGCUGAUGGCUGCAGUUAAGAAGUACAGGGGGAAGGACUGGUACAAAAUCCGGACGGAGGUGCCGGGCAGGAGCGACGCCCAGUGCCGGGACAGGUAUUUAAAAUCAUUGCACUGGGAUGUAAAGAAAGGAAGGUGGAGCUUGGAGGAAGAGGAGCAGCUGAUUGAACUGGUUCAAAAGCACGGCCUGGGUCGCUGGAGUAAAAUAGCUUCAGAGCUGCCCCAUCGGACUGGGGCCCAGUGCCUGAGCAAGUGGAAACUCAUGAUUGGCUCCAAGAAGAAAAGAUCUGGGGCAAGCAAACGGCGCCACGCUGAGGAGAGCUCCAGCCCCUCAGAGAGCAGCAGUGAGGAGGACAUGGAGCUGGAGCUGGCAGACAGCUCAGAGGAGGAGAUGACCAGCAGCACGAGAAGGAAGUUUGCAGUCCCCAGCAUUGACCUGUGGAUACCAACAGGGACAGACACACAGGAGGCAGCCAGAGAGAGAUGCCAAAUCCAAUCCAUCCUCUCUGCUGCCAGGGCUGGUGCAGAGAGCAGCUGCAGUGACCUUCCAAGGGCAGGCUGUGAUGGAGAUGGAGCUGCUGAUAAAUCAUCUGAGCUGAACACCCUGCUGAUAGGCAUUGGAAAUCCCUGCUCAACAGAUGUGCUGGUGAAGAAUCCAGCAGAAGUGGUGGCCAAGGCUUCCCAGAGUGGAAAACAUGUGCUGCAGGUUAGCCUGGAGGAUAUGAGAAGAAUAUUACGUAAAAACACAAGAUUCCAGAGGAAACUGAUGCCAAGACCUCUUAUGAGCCUUUUAGCCAGGCCCCCUGGAGUGGCUACAACACUUGGCCAGGAUACCCAGAGGCUGCUGGAGUUCCCCAGCAGAGCUCAGCUCUGGAACAGGGAGCAGUGGAGGAGGCUGAACGUGGACAGGAAGCUGCUGCUGGCAGUGACCCCUUGGGUGGGCAAUGUGCUGCUGCCCCGCACCCUGCAGCCUGGCAAGGUGGCUUUCCAGCACACAGAAGCUGCUGCUAUUCACGAGAAGGUUAAGUCAGUGAGUCUCACCAGCACUCCCCUGUUUGUACUGCUCAUUCAGCUCCUGCAGAUUGAUACCAAAGGCUGUAUGAAGAUUAUCAAGGAGAGGAAGCUGAGGCAGUUGGAGCUGCUUAAGACUAAUGCAAGGAGCCCUCAGCAGGCUUCCAAAAAUACAAAGACUUCUUCAGGCAACUCAUCCCAAGCUCGUUCUCAGAGGAAUUCCCAGAAGAGUGCUGUCAGGAAAACUGCCUCGAGAGCACAGGCCAGAUCCUCUGGUGCCUCGGAGAGCUGUGCCCCAGCUGUGCAAAGGCACAGGAUGAAAACUGUCUCAGAAUUGCUGCAGGAGAAGCGUUUGAGGCAGUCCCAGGCCAAGGCAGCCGUGCAGAGGGCAGUGCUGGUUGCCCCACAGGUGCUGGUUUCAGGGCCUUUGAUAAUCCAGCACCCAGCACAGCAAAUCAUUCCCUCUGCACCACCUGCAGCAGCUGCUGGGACAGACAGCCAAGUACAGGGUUCACCAGUGCCCACAAGGACUUCUGCUUCAGGUUCUGCUUCUGCUCCUGUGCCUGAAAACCAUUCCUCAGCAGUGCCAGGGGAGAGCCCUGGCUGCUCGCAAGGGACAGAUCUACAGUCAAGUAAGGAACUCAAAAAGGAAGCUCUGGACAGCAGCCCUGAAGGAAGGGUUUCUCCAGGUGUGAGUCCAGCUGCAGCAGAGACGGCCCCAGCCCAGGGAGGGUGCAAUGCUCAGGUCACAGCCAGGAGCUCAGCUUCAGCAGGGUUACAAAACCAGGCUUUUGUCCCUCAGCAGAUCGCAGUGGUGGCCCUUGGCCUGGACUCUGGCACCAGUAAAUUGUCCCUUCCCACACCAGUCACCUGUGAGCUGAAGAGUAAUGGGCCACAGCAGAGGCCAGUCAGCCUGCAGCCUGCUCCUGUCACUCCACAGGCUGCUUCUCCUGUGAUUCCCAGCAGCAUCCUGCCCUUCAGGUGGGUUGUAACCCCCCAGGGCCUGCUCCCCAGCCCUGUGCAGACUGUGGUGGGUGUUCCCCAGGGAAUGCCAGCUGCUCCUGGGGGAAGCCAGGGUCGGACAGCUGUGACUUCCAAUGGCAGUGUCUCUGCUUUGGGAGGGACUCCUGUACCAGCUGAAGCAAAUCCACCUCACCCCAGCAGUGCAGAGACAAAAGGGCCAAGUUCCCAGCUGGCAGGAGUUCCUUUGGGAAAGGCAGCUGACCAGAACACAAAUCUCUUACCUGUGACCCCAGUGAAUGCUGGAUGCACCACUUCCAGCAUUUCUGCUGUAACCCCUGCUUGUUCAAAUGGCUUCUCCACAGCUCCAGACUCCUCUGCAGCUCCAGCUGCCCCUCCAGCUGCCAGCCCUGCCCUGUGUGCCAUGGUGCUGCCCCAGACACAGCCCCCUGCCAGCACUCAGGGCUCUGACUGCCAGCCUGUGCCCAGUCUCAGCAGCGUGGGAAGGAGCAGUGACUCCAGCACAGCAAACAGACCAUCCUCCAAUCCAGGCAGCAUCAGGAGAGGGGCUGGGCCCUGGGCAGGAGCUGCAGCUCCUCGCAGCAGUGUCCCAGGGAGCUCUGCUGGCUCUGGUGCCCAGGCACGGAGGAACAGACCCAUUGCCUCCAAACCACCAAGCACUGACAUCCCUCCUCAGUCAAGCACUGACGUCCCCCCCCAGCCAAGCACCUCCCGUGAACAGAAGAAUCUCCUUGACUUCAGCCUGAUCUCCCUGGAGGACCAGGGGCUGGUGAAGGAGUGGCUGAGUGGGAAACAAGGGGUUCAGGUGCCAUCUCUGCAGACCAGGCUGCCUUAUCUGCCACCUUUCCUCUGCAGCAUAAAAACCCUGUCAAAGCUCCUUCUGCAGAAAACAGCUCUGGAGGAGCAAGCAGCCUCUCUCCUGCCCUCUGAGGCCGGCGGGGAUGGGGACACUGGGGAUGUUUUCCAUGCUAUUGGAGAACUGGUGCAGCAGAAACUGGGUGAUAACCCUGCUUACCUCCUGCUGAAAGCCAGAUUCCUGGCAGCCUUCACACUGCCAGCUGUCCUGGCAACUCUGCCUCCUCCCAGAGUGACAACAACUCUGUCAGCCAUCAGGAGGCAACUUGAGGAGAGUGAUGACGAGGAGUGGCAGAGGGAGAAAAAAUUGUUUGAGGAAGAGAGCUGUGGGAAUGAAUUCACAGGAGUACAGGAGGACUGGAGACUUGGGGAUGAGCCUGAAGACAAGGAUGCUGAUUUACUUAAUCAGAACAGGGGGGCUGAGGAGAGCCCUGCUCAGUCUGCCUUGGGCUCCAGCACUGACGUGGCUGAUGCCAGAGCUCCCCAAAGCAGGAGAAGUGCCCGCUUCAAGAAGAGGAGGAGGAUAUGAGAAGGAGGUGUGGGUCACUGGAACGAGCACUGCCUUCCUGCAUGGCAGGAGGAGAUAAUCUUUGCACUGUUCACCUUUACCACUUCCAGUGCUGACUGGAUGGACCUGGGGAAGAGGAAAAUGCUGGACCGAUUUUCCCAUCCCUCAACAAAAUCUGCAUCUCUAGGCAAGGUGAUUUCCUUUUCCUUGCCUAAGGUCAUUUCCUUAAAAAUGAAGGAAACUGGCUGGAGGGAAAUCUUUCAGGCACAGACUUCUGCUCUUUCAAACUCCCACCUGCCAUGGAUUCUGAGGGGAAAUUUUGCUGGAAAUGUGGAGAAGCAAGCAAUGGUGGUUAUUUAUUUCCUUCUUGUGUUGUUUAUGUGAAUGUUUAUCCAUGUUCAGAAUAUGUUAAUUGGGUAUUUUUUAGUGCUGUGACAGUGGCUUUGCUUGGUAACUGACUGAAUACUGUAGAAUAAGCAGCAGAUUAAUUUUGUAUCAAAAUUACUCUUAAGUAUUUGUUGAAAUACAGAUGUUUUAUUUUUCUCACUUAAAAAUUACUGAUGUGUUCUGUGUGGGUUUUAUUCCUGGUAAAUAGUGCUUUUAAUAAUGUGUGUAUGAGAGUGAUUGCUAAUGAGAAAAAUGAAGUUUUCAGGCUGCAUGAAAACCAGGGAAAAUAGGGAGAAUGAAUAUUCAUGUGCCUAAAACUGAAGGAUUGAAUUAGGAUUCUUCCUUGAUUCUUCCACAGCCUGCCCUGUACAGACAUCACAAAAUCACUUUAAAAAAACUUGUUUCUUCAUUUAUAACCCAGCAAUUUCUGUCUCACAGAGAGGUGCAAGGUUAGCUGAGGCAAAGCUGGUAAAAUCUAGAGGGAAAGUGCUGUGAAAGCUUCACUCCACUGCACUGACUGAACUCCCCUGAGUGUAGUGGGGAGUUUGAGCUUUUCCACGAGGGCUCUUCAGGCAGAGCUGGGGGCACUGGGUGCCAGUGUUGCUAUAAUUUGGUGUCAAGACUCUAUGGAGCAAAAGGAAUGAUUGUGGAAGGCUCUCCUCUUGCAGUGUACUCUGUUUUCCAUAACCCAUUAGAGAGAUACCAGUUUUCCAGGAAAUUCAGCUGUGGCAGGAGCUGCUGCAGGAUUGUGGGUGCUGUGCCCAGGCUGUUACAGUGAGGCACUGGUGGGAAAGGUGAGCUGUGCUCUAAAUGAUUGCUGGCCUUUGCAAAUGCUGCUGAAAAGAUGCCCUUGGCAUUUAUUUGUGGGAAAACUGCGUAAGCAGCAGCUGGCUUUGUCCUUUUUCAGGAUUAAAUUGAUUUGUCACUAGAAUAAAACCUCCCCAGGCUAAACUGGUCAAUUAACAGACACACUGAUUACCUCCAGCAAGGGCACAGCUGACACAGGUACUGCAUCUUUUUUUGGUGUAAAGCUAAUUUAAUGACAAGAAACACAGGCUGGAAGAAUCUGUGAGCAUCUCUGCCCUACUCCUAAUGAUAACAAGGAAAAACUCUCCAUAAACUUAGAAAGCAGAACAAAGAGGGGAGUGGGAAGCUAACGGGAGCAUGUGUCAUGCUGCCAUGGCAUCAGAGCCUGUGUGUUCUCCAGGCUUUUUGAAAAAACACUGAGUGAGUUCUGAGUUCAGCUCCAGGGCUGUGGGAAGGGGGGGAGGCAGGCUCAGGUUUUCUGGUGAUGCUCAGCAUCAUCACAAUGGCAUUGUCAGCAUUGUCACAUAACCCAGCUGCUCCUUUAUUGCUGCCAUGGGCACAGCCUGUCAUUUGGGAAUCAUGGGUGAUGUCCCUUGCUUUGCCAGGACUUCAUUCCCUUUCCCUUUCUUGUCAUAAUUACUCUGGAAGCUUGAGGACAUCCAAAAUCAGAGGCAUCAGCAUAGAAAUCACCCUUUUCAGCUGAAGAGACCUGUGUCUAAACUGAGAGUUCUUGCUGCCACCUGUUUUCCUGGAGGAAGAUGUUAACAGCUGGAAAGCCUUUCAAGAGUCUCUUUCUUCUAAUUUUGUGGCUUGUCCCCUGAAAUCAGCUGCACACACCUAUGGCUGUGACUUUCAUUCCUUUUAGUCUUUCUGACCCACUGCACACAGAGACUUUCUGGACCCCAGCAGGUCCUUCAGUGGGACAGAUUAGAGAACAAAACCAGAAUUAAUCUAAAAUCACUGCUUAUGUGUUGCUGCUGACUCACGAUGCCACUACCAUCUUUCUCCUCCCCCAUCAGCCAUUCUGGCUUCUGCUUUUAUUAUUUAUCUAUCUUUUUCUUUUCCUUCCCUUUUCUGUCUCAGGGUAUAGCUGAGUAGUUUCCCCUUUUUUCUCAAACCAGUUUUGUUCCUGGAGUUAUCUUUUCUCUAGUCAGAAUACAGAGGGAGGCUGCACCCAAGACAGGUUUUCUCAGAGCCAGGACACGGGAGGAGAAUCAAGGAAGCUUUUGUGACUGCAGAGGUGAAGGUUGGUGAUACGGGAUGGCUGAUAUUAACAGGGAAUAAAAGUUUAUUUCACAGCACUGAGGUAAAGUGCCAGCUCCUGUGGGUGUUAGAUUUGGUGUCUGUGUGGUCAGACAGAACACAGGGAUCUCACAUGCUGGGAGGUGGAGAAGGA